This is a messenger RNA of Drosophila yakuba, 2271 nucleotides long. It is a transcript of the gene mIF2, whose product is annotated as translation initiation factor IF-2, mitochondrial. Gene Ontology annotation, molecular function: GTP binding; GTPase activity. Bases 102 to 2192 code for a protein of 696 amino acids. The transcript is spliced from 5 exons. Lineage: Eukaryota; Metazoa; Arthropoda; Insecta; Diptera; Drosophilidae. The record is from RefSeq and is a predicted model, not a curated record.
CUGAUUGGAAUUGCACUCCCUGGCAUCAAUCAGCUGCUGCGUUACGCGACAGCUAAAACAUAAGUUAGAUUCAAUUAAAAGUAUAAUAUUAUCUGUAAAAAAUGUUGCGGAUCAUAAAUAUAAGUCGACUUGGUCAUACCCUGCACUUUAGCAGAGCAGUCACACAAUGGCAACUGCCGCCGGCGUUUCAACGAGAAUUCCAUGUGAGCGCCGCCAGUUUGAAACGCCGCAAAACAGCGGAGGAGAAGAAAUCGCCCAGAAUUAUAGAGUACUCCCCCAAGAAGGCGCAAACGGCGGGCGGAGGCGCUUCCGACAUCUGGAGGCACAUGACCGUGGCCCAAUUGGCCAAAGAACUGCAAAGACCACUGGAUGAUGUCCAGGAGGCCAUGCUGUAUGUCAAGGGCGCCGACAACAUUGAACCCGCUUUUAAGCUGGCGGAUCUCAAAAUCAUCCAGGAAAUAGCCAAGAAACUGGGUGCCAAAACACGGGUGGUGGCCACACCCGAAGCGACAACCGAAGAUGAACAAAAAGAGCGCGAUGUGGCACCCAGGCCACCUGCUGCUCCAGAGCUCCUGCAACCCCGUCCGCCUGUGGUGACCGUUAUGGGUCACGUGGAUCACGGCAAGACCACGCUCCUGGAUUCCCUGCGAGGUGCUGAUGUAGCGGCUGGCGAGGCAGGUGGGAUUACCCAGCACAUAGGUGCCUUUACUGUCACCCUGGAGAACGGAGAACGUGUCACCUUUCUGGAUACACCAGGCCAUGCUGCCUUUAGCGCUAUGAGAGCUCGUGGAGCAGUUGCAACGGACAUUAUUGUCCUCGUGGUGGCCGCUGAAGAUGGUGUAAUGGCGCAAACACGCGAAGUUAUCCAACUGGCGAAAGAAGCUCAAGUGCCCAUUAUCGUAGCGCUUAACAAAAUUGAUAAGCCAGAGGCUAAUAUUGAAAAGAGCAAGCGAGAGCUGGCGCAAAUGGGACUUGCUCUCGAGGAGCACGGCGGUGAUGUCCAGGUGAUUCCGAUCUCAGCCCUUAAGGGCACCAACCUGCAACUUCUGGCCGAGGCUGUCAGCACACAGGCCACCCUAAUGGGACUUAAAGCAGAUCCCACGGGUCUUGUUGAGGGAAUUGUAGUGGAAUCGAAGACCGAUCCCCGGCGUGGCAAGCUCUCGACAGCUAUCGUCUCCCGCGGAACUCUUCGCAAAGGCUCUGUGCUGCUAAGUGGCUUGGCUCACGCCAAAGUGCGAGGUCUCUUCGAUCACAAUGGCCAGCCUUUGAGCGAAGCCCCACCGGGCACACCAGUAGAGAUUCUGGGCUGGCGCGAGCUGCCUCUCGCCGGUGAUCUCAUACUCGAAGUGGAAACAGAGAAAAAAGCCCACGCCGUGCUGAAGUACCGCGAACACGAGGCACAGCAGGAGAAGAUCGAGUCGAGCAGUGAUGAGAUCCGCAAGAAGGAGGAGGAGCAUCAGGCCAAGUAUAGAGCUGAGCGAGAAGCCCGUCGACUGGCCGGACGAUUCCGGAUGCGCGGUGGCCAACGGGUCAAACAGGUGGACGACAACGAGGGCAAGCCUCGAGUCAGUGUCAUUAUCAAGGGCGAUGUGCAUGGAUCUGUGGAGGCCAUACUUGAUGUGCUGGAGACCUAUAACAGCAACGAGAGCUGCCGCCUGGACAUCGUACACUAUGGCGUGGGAAAUGUGACCGAGGGCGAUCUCGAGCUGGCCAAGGCUUUCGAUGCCAUUAUCUAUGCCUUUGCAGUGGAGACUCCACAGCUUAAAGCUGCCAAAGAAGUGAACAUACGAAGCUACAACAUCAUCUACCGGCUAAUCGACGAUCUGAAGGAGCAGCUGAGUAGCAAGCUGCCACCAGUGGAAGUGGAGGAGGUUGUGGGCGAGGCCAAUGUCCUGCAAAACUUCCUCAUCAAUGAGGGUCGCAAGGAAGUUCCCGUGGCCGGCUGUCGUUGCACGAAGGGAGUACUGAAGAAGGCCCAAAAGUUCCGCCUGCUGCGCGAUGGAGAGGUUGUCUACGAUGGCAGCCUGGAGUCAAUGCGACAUCUAAAGAACGAAGUGGAUACCAUUAAGAAGGACGUGGAGUGCGGACUACGCUUUAGGGACACCAAGGUGCUGCCCCAGGCUGGCGAUGUGCUGCAGUGCUACACCACGAACAUGGAGGCCCAGCAAACGGACUGGGAUCCAGGUUUCUAGUUUGUAUGCGCUGCUCGAUCUGCCUUGUUAUCUUCGUGUAAUCUAUAGUUUUCUAUUAUAUACUGUUUAUAUAAAACAA